Molecule: messenger RNA, 2149 nt
Organism: Amblyraja radiata (thorny skate)
Lineage: Eukaryota; Metazoa; Chordata; Chondrichthyes; Rajiformes; Rajidae
Product: ninjurin-2
Exons: 3
Coding region: 407-823 (138 amino acids)
Biological process (GO): tissue regeneration; cell adhesion
Cellular component (GO): membrane
Source: RefSeq, a predicted model, not a curated record
UGGCAGAUUUCCCCCCCUGAAGAACAACAGUGAACCUGUCGGGAUGCUCAGUAGAUAUCAAAUACUGAUGUUAUCCGUUUAUUAAAAUAAAUAUUUAUUUGAUUUAUUUAGUUUAGCUUCCCCAGCUGCCAUUGGAACUGUAUCCCACAUUCAAUGGUAGAAUUCUAAAUUUGUCUAGAAUUAUUUUACUUCCACAAUUUAUUAAAACCUCCAUCCAAGAUGAUGCUAGUUCCCGUGUAACCCCCUCCCCUUCCCUCUCGAGAAUGACCAUGACAUCAAUCACAAAUACACUUGUUCAGCGGCCGGUUCUCCACCCAGCGCCUCCGAGGUCAGAGGGAUUUAAGGGAAUUCACUCCUGGGGGUUUGUUGACCGAUCACGAAGGGGGGAAAAGACGAAAAGCAAGAAAUGAUGAGUACCUCUGCAGCUGGGUUCCGUGAGCGCACGGGUGAAGAGAUUGGCACAGGAUCAGUGGCUUCAUUCAACUUCAACAAAUAUGCCACAAUAAAGAGUAUGGCAGAAGGCAUGCUCGAUGUCACUUUACUUAUGUCGAAUGCAAAGCAGCUGGUUAUGGUGGUCAACCAUGGCCCAGAAUAUAAAUUCUACAUUCCUCUUAUUGUCCUGAUUUGUCUCUGCCUCUUACUUCAGAUUGUUAUUUUCUUAUUCCUUAUCUUUAUUGCUAAAACCAACGUGAAUGAAGUUGAAAAGCAGAAAAAGUUGAAUCUGUGGAACAUCAUCGUCACUUUCCUCGUUGGAAUCGCUCUUUUCCUUAAUGUAUUCAUCACUGCACUAAUGCCGGGGAAGAACGAUGCUACGUUGACCUAAGAACUUCCAAAUACACAUUGUAUAUGCAAAGUUGAACAGAAGCAUUUAAAAAUCUAUAACAUAGAUACCUACAACUCAGUGUUUGCAAUUAUUAAUUUAAAAGAAAAUGACUUUUGUAUUUUUAAUUAUGUUUCUCUCAUGACUUUGGCUUAAUAAACUAAGAUGUGUGGGCACGCCGAAAGGAAUGCGGAUGUUGUAAACACUAAUAACUCUUCUGCUUCCUGAGAUUAAUACAGUGUCCUGGUGCCAUGUUAAUAUUUAUUCAUACAAAGGCUUUUAUUAUAUUAUCCAGGUGGAUACUGGAAACUCGUCUCUUGAACCUAACAGUUGCUUUGUUUGCAUUAGUCUUUUGGCAACAGGGAGGAUCUGGUUUUAUUCCACUACUUUGCUGUAAUGUUUGCUGUAAACUAAUUGAUCGCAAGUAUAAUUAUGCCGCAAAUCUGUCAUAUUUCUCCAGGUGCAGCUGUGUUAUUGUAAGACUGCAUAAUUCAUAUGUUGCAUCUUCUAUUCAUAUGUUGCACCUUCUAUUCAGAUGUCCUGAGAAUGGUUAACCUCAUCCUAACACUUACCUAGAAGUUACCUAUGAGUUUGAGAUCUGCGGCUGAAGGGUCCCGAUGCAAAACAUCACCUGUCCAUAUUCUCCAGGGAUGCUGCCUAGCCCACUGAGUUAUUCCACCAUUUUGUGUCUUUCCCUGAUAUAUCCAUACCUGUACUUAUUUUUAACUAAAACUCUGUCUUUAAUUGAUUUGUUUUAAAAAUACCCAAGUCUUUGCCAGAAGAAUAGACAAAGCUACUUCAGAUUUGUACGUUAAAACCCACUUAAAUUCAGGACAGAAGUUAGAUGUGUGUGACAAGAUGAUCAAUAAGUGUACAGAAAUUUUUUCUAAUCCAUGACCAAAGUCAAAUCAUAGUGUUUUUCUGCAGUAUAUUAAUAAAUUGACUUUUAAUGGUGCCAGCUUUCGAAGCCAUCCGAGCCACUUUGGCAGGGCUCGGUGUCAUUGGUCAACAUACAGUGACCUUUGACUCAGCUUCUGUUAGGCAAGCAAUGUUAAAAUAACCCUUUUUGAGUAUUUUGAUAGUAUUAUGCUGUAAUGCUGACGCAAUAUCAAGGCGUGUUUAAACGUGUAUGAUUAACUGAGUGAUUACUAGACAGAAGUGUGGUGACUUCAAUGCAGAGCAAGAAUUUGCAUGAAUAAAGUUUUGACUAUGAUCUUGAAAUCAUUUCAGUAUGUCAUUGUAUCUAUAUAACAAGAAUGUUCAUUUUAAAUAUGUUUUAAUAUUCUUAAGCUAAGACUGUUUCUCCAAUAAAUGCACAUUUACCCUUUG